Molecule: messenger RNA, 2738 nt
Organism: Tilletiopsis washingtonensis
Lineage: Eukaryota; Fungi; Basidiomycota; Exobasidiomycetes; Entylomatales
Product: Krr1-domain-containing protein
Exons: 4
Coding region: 179-2608 (809 amino acids)
Biological process (GO): endonucleolytic cleavage in ITS1 to separate SSU-rRNA from 5.8S rRNA and LSU-rRNA from tricistronic rRNA transcript (SSU-rRNA, 5.8S rRNA, LSU-rRNA)
Cellular component (GO): nucleolus; 90S preribosome
Source: RefSeq, a predicted model, not a curated record
CUACUCCACCCACCCGCUCACUGCACCUUGUCCCUGCAGCUCGCCUCGCUGCAGCUGUCGCACCGCGCUCUUGACGGUCACUCUGCCGCCAAGCCGUAUAUCGCAGCACGCGGCGCCUUCAGCGAGCCUCUGCCUGUGCGACCUCCUCCACUCGCAGGCGCGUGGCGCAUCAGCUGCGAUGGACCUCUUCGCAGACGACGCCGCACCGGCGACACAGUCACGCGCCUCGUCGCCCCAGGCGUUCCAGAUCAACGAGGAGUAUGCGCGGCGCUUCCAGCACAACAAGGAGCGCACCGAGCUGCACCAGCUGCAGGAGCGCUACGGCAAGAGCGCAGACGGCGCCGGCGUCGCGGGUGCGGCCGAGAGCGACGGCGACUCGAGCAGCUCCGACGAGACGGAGGACGACGACGGCGAGCAGGUGACGGCCGACGUCGACGCCGCCAUCCUGCGCACGCUGGCCAAGAUCCGUGGGCGCGACGAGAGCAUUUACGACGUCUCGAAGCGCGUCUUUGAUGAUGAGCGGGCACUCGCUUCGAAGCUGCCUGCCAUGCCCUCGAGCUCCCGCUCGGCGACCGGCAAGCGCGUGACGCUUGCCGACUAUCAGCGCACGCGCAUCCAGGACCUGAUCAAGACGUCGGACGAUCCUGCACGCGCGCUCGCCGAGGCGACGACGGCCGUGCCUCGCGGCCCGAUGGAGGACGAGUCUACGCGGCUGGCACCGGCAGCCGAGGCAGAAGCGCUGCGCAAGGAGGUCACCGCAGCAUUCCACGCCUCAGACGAUGAUGACGGCGACGAUGGCUUCUUCACUCGGCGGGACGGCGCUGGCGAUGAGGAGGACGACCCAGCUGCGUACAAGCGCUUCCUGCUCGGUGCUCUGGGUGAAGACAACGAGCGGCGAGUGCGCGAGAUCCUGCGCGCGCAGAUGGACGAGGCGGGCGAGGGUGAUGAUGCUGAGGGCGAGUCAAAGCUCUCCCUCACAAGCAAGGCCAAGGAGGAGCGCCGUGAGCGGAAACGCCAGGCGAAGCUGGCCAAGGCGGAGGCACAAGAUGCCGGCAGCAAGGCGGCUGAGCGGGCGAAUGAGGACUUCUUGAUGGACUACAUCCUCAAUCGAGGCUGGCUCGACAAGGGUGCUGCUCCAUCGCGCAAGCCUACGCGCCUCAGCAAGCCUGCUCCGGCAGCGCCAGCGGCGGUCGACAAGGAUGAGGCCAUGUCUGUGGACGAGGCGUCAGACGGCGAGGGCGGCCGAGACUGGGACGCCGAGGCGGCCGAGCUCUCUUCGGAAGCGUCGUUCGACUCGCGAGCUGAGGCCUACGAGACUGCCUACAACUUCCGCUUCGAGGCGCUGGAGGCAGGCGAUGUGGGCACGCAGAUCCAGAGCUUCGCACGCAACCCGGUCGGCACUGCGAGGCGUGUGGACGACAAGCGCAAGCGCGAGCGAGAGGAGCGCAAGGCGCGCAAGGAGGCCGAGAAGCGGAAGAAGCUCGCAGACCUGGAUCGCCUGGCCGACCUCAAGCGCCGCGACAUCGUGGACCGCCUGAAGAAGCUGAAGGAGAUGACGGGCAGCGAGAACAUCGAGCUCGGCGGCCUCGACCUCGACGGCGAGUUUGACCCGGAGGCGCACGACCGCGCCAUGCAGGGCGCAUUCAACGACUCGUACUACAACGAGAUGGACCCGACACUGCGCGGCAUCGACGACGACGACGCGUACCCCGAGAAGCCCAUCUGGGACGACGACAUCGACAUCGGCGACAUCCUGGCGGACGAGGAGGCGCGCACUGCGCACGCUGGCUCGUCCGGCAAGGACAAGAAGGCCAAGGCCAAGUCUGCAGCGCUCGCGGAGGGUGAGGACGACGGCCCGAUCUCGAUGGACGCCGACUUCCUGGAUGGCGAGCAGGAUGGCGCGGCCUCAGGCACGCUCUCCAAGAAGGACCGCAAGAAGCUCAAGAAGAAGCUUAAGGCGGCCGAGAAGAAGCUGGCCAAGCCAGCUGCGCAGGGCGACGCAGGCGUGGAGGCAGACGACAUGGAUGCCGAUCUCACCGCUGCGCAGCCGAGCGAUCCGGCCGAGCGCAAGCGCAAGGUGCAGCAGGCCGUCGAGGAGUACUACAACCUCGACUACGAGGACGUGGUGGGCGACGUCGCCACGCGCUUCAAGUAUGCGCCGGUCGAGAAAGAGACGUACGGCCUCACGCCCGUCGAGAUCCUGCUGGCCGACGAUGCCGAGCUCAACGAGGUCGUCGGCCUCAAGCACAUCCAGCCGUACCGCCGCGGCGCGAAGAAGCCGGCGGACCACGCGCGGCGCCUGGCCGAGUUCCGCCGCAACUUCGCUCGGCGCCACGCCGACGAGCUCGCACUCACCGGCAAGGACGCCGCGGCCAGUGUGCCGCCGCCGCCGAAGAAGCCUCGUCUCGGCAAGAAGGAGCGUGAGAAGCUCAAGGCAGCGGCUGCCGCGUCGCAAGGCGAGGCCUCCAGCUCAGGUCCGGCGCCAGCUCCGGCGAAGGACGCGGCCGCAGCUGCACCCGCAGCUGGUGAGGAUGAGGAGGCUCGCGCGGCACGCAAGCGCGAGAAGAAGGAGCGCAAGCGGCUUGCCGCACAGCAGGCAGAGGCAUGAUGAUGUGCAGACGAAUCGCAUGCUAUUCGCGCGUGCCAGCGCCCUGCGAUCUCCAUCAUGUCUGCGCUCUAGAUGUCCCAGCCCAGCCGCUCCGCCCAUCCCUGUGUGCUCAACGCGUUUGCGAUCUGCU